AACUCAGUAUUCACGGGUCCCCGAGGUCUCCAUCUCGGUGAUGCGAUAACUCAAGUGAAUUCGUGUCCAGUGAACACUCCUGCGGAAUGGUUUCGCUGCCUAGAAGAAGCAAGUACGAAACCGACGGGCUACUGCGUACCCAACAGUUUCAUCGGGCAGCAUCCGGCACCAGCACCGCCAGGACUCAGACACCUCAAUGCCGUCGUGCCUCCUCUUCAACCGCUGCAGCAGCCACAAAAUCAGCAGCAGAACGCUGUCAACGAGCAGGAUGUAGCUUUGCCUGUCCUCGCUUCUCAAGAUUGUUGUCCCUCCCAUCUCGCCUCCACUCACCUCUGCUUUGCCUAUAUGGCCAGUGGAAUUAAUGCAAAGGUAGGGUAA
Molecule: messenger RNA, 378 nt
Organism: Hydatigera taeniaeformis
Lineage: Eukaryota; Metazoa; Platyhelminthes; Cestoda; Cyclophyllidea; Taeniidae
Source: the annotation of a GenBank genome assembly